Messenger RNA from Danio aesculapii, 2467 nucleotides. Its product is annotated as delta-type opioid receptor. Gene Ontology annotation, biological process: neuropeptide signaling pathway. Gene Ontology annotation, molecular function: G protein-coupled opioid receptor activity; neuropeptide binding. NCBI's taxonomy places the organism in Eukaryota, Metazoa, Chordata, Actinopteri, Cypriniformes, Danionidae. The coding region runs from base 237 to 1337 and encodes 366 amino acids. The transcript is spliced from 4 exons. The record is from RefSeq and is a predicted model, not a curated record. Gene Ontology annotation, cellular component: membrane; neuron projection.
CACACAGGCGCGAGCGCGCGCACACACUCACUCGCUGACGCGCACGCGCAAUGUUUGAUUACUGUAACGACCUAAUGUGCGCCAAGUGAAGGCGGACAGACACUACGGUGAAGAGGCUCGACUCGCUCAACAUGAAAGCGCCGGUAAGAAUCUCAUCUUUCUCGGUUUAAGAUGGACCCGUUUCUCAGCCAUUUCACUGGACCGCGUCACAUACUUUAAGCUGAAUUGUAGACACGAUGGAGUUGGUUGAGUUGUCUUACGUCCAACAGAUGUUCAACGACUCGCGAUUUCAAGGAAAUUUAAGUGCACUAGAUGAAGUGGACGAGCCUCUACCUAGAAGCGCAAAGAUCACCAUCGUUGUUGUCUACUUGAUAGUGUGCGUGGUGGGGCUCGUGGGGAACUGUCUGGUCAUGUAUGUAAUUAUCAGGUACACAAAGAUGAAAACAGCCACCAACAUUUACAUCUUUAACCUGGCUUUGGCUGAUGCACUGGUUCUGGCCACUCUUCCUUUCCAAGGCACUGAUGUCAUCCUUGGCUUCUGGCCCUUCGGUCUGGCCCUGUGCAAGGCUGUGGUGGCCAUUGACUAUUACAACAUGUUCACAAGUGUCUUCACCUUGACCGUAAUGAGUGUGGAUCGCUACAUAGCCGUCUGCCACCCUGUGCGCUCGCUGACAGUUCGGACCCCGCUCCGGGCCAAGCUGAUCAAUGUGGCUGUGUGGGUGCUGGCAUCGGCUGUAGGACUGCCCGCUAUGAUCAUGGGUCAGGUGGAGAAGGACGAUCACGAUGGUGCCGAGUGCAUGGUGAGCCUGCCUGAACCAAGAAAGCACUGGGAUCGUGUGUUCAUGAUGUGUGUGUUCCUCUUCUCUUUCUUGAUCCCUGUGCUGAUCAUAAGUGUCUGCUACGGCCUGAUGGUGCGUCGGCUACGCAGUGUACGCCUCCUGUCCGGCUCACGGGAAAAAGACCGCAAUCUGAGGAGGAUCACCUAUAUGGUAUUAUCGGUGGUGGCCGCUUUUGUGUUUUGCUGGAUGCCGGUGCAGGUCUUGGCUUUGAUUCAGGCUCUGGGUCAUGUGGAACUCGGGGCCAGUCAGUCCUCGAUGGCAGCCAUGCAUUUCUGCAUUGCUUUGGGUUACGCAAACAGCUGUUUAAACCCCGUUCUCUAUGCCUUCCUGGAUGAAAACUUCAAGCGCUGUUUCCAUGAGUUUUGUAUCCCAGCCAAUUCUGAUCUCUUUCUAGAAGAGCAGCGUAAGAGGUCAUUGAGGCAGGGGAGAGAAUGUGCUGAGUUGGAGGAAAAGGAGGUUGUGAUUUAUCAUUGCGCUGCUCCGGUGUGUGCGGAUUAGAGCUUUUAGAAUUGCCAAUGUUCUUGUAUGGUAACGUCUGGACUUGUGAGCAAAGUUGACACUAGCAGAGAGUAAAUGCAUGUUGUUCUGGUUAAAAGUUUCCAGAAGAUAAUAACCCAGACUUAUUAUGAAAAUGUAGCCCUAUAUAUGUUUAGAACACCAAAUACGUUGAUGUUUUUGUAUUUUUGAAUCCACCAGAGGCCGCUGUGUACGUUUUUUGAAAUCUCAAAUUUUUCCUGCGAGUGCCAUUCAUGCCUGCUCUUCUCACAUAAAUCCAGCAGAAGCCACUGUCGACUUACUGAUCGACUGACUGACUGACUGACUGACUGACUGACUGACUGACUGACUAAACGACCGACCGACCGACCGACCGACCGACUGACCGACCGACCGAUCCUCCUACCCGCCUGCUUUCCUAAACCCAACUGAUAGUGUUUUUUUAAAAAGCACCAAUUGACAAGCAAUUCAGGCUACAUAACUAUUGAUCUCCAGAAAUGUAUAUAGGGCCACGUUUUCAGAAUGAGCCUAUGUUGGAUGAUAUGGUUCGUAUCUGAAUUCGAAAUAUGAAUAUACAAGAGCAUUGUUUAAAUGGGGAAAAAGGGCUCUUCCUCCUUUAUUAUUACACCUUGUGGAUUGCUUUACAUUGUUUGUUGUAGUCUUUAUUUGAUUAAAUUAUAAAUUCACUGCAUUAUGUCUGUUAAGAAUUGCUUUUGUCCCAGCAGGCACUGGACAUCAACAUAAUGUCAGAUUGACGUUGUACCUCAACAUCGUGGGGACAUUGCAUUUUGGGUGGAAAUGAAAAUCUGGUUGACAUUAGAACCCAACGUCAGUGACUAUGCUUACAUGGACACCAAUAAUUCGAUUUUAAUAUGAUUAAGACAAUCCUCUGAUUAAGAGUCUACCAUGUAAACAGUGACUACGUUUACAUGGACAUCAGUAAUCGAAUUAUUUGCCUUAAUUUAGUUAAGACAAUAAUAAGACUAAGUUGUUUACGUGAGUUGCUUUUUGAAUGUUUCUUUCAUGAUCCUGUUUUGCAUGUUAUAGCACAUAAUUAGAUUAACGUCAUUGCGUCACCGCGCUAUGCACAUUUCCUCGGAGUUUCAUGUAAUUUCGGGAGUUUUAAUAAUUAA